CACCCCAGAGUUCUAUGCUGAAUCACCAUGAGAAGGCUGCCUUAACCCCACCCACUCCCAUUGUACCUUUCACAAUAAAGCGACCCGUCCCACAGACGGCGCAGUCCAGAAACGUCUCUACCCAAUCAUUAUUUUCCAACUCUGGCAGUCCGCAGGAUGAGUUUCUUCGGGCAAAGGCCGUCUCCUCUCAGCCAGUCGGACAUCGUGGAUAUUUACCGUCACGACCUGAUUGAAGACAAACGCUUCAGACAGUCUGACCCACACGUCCUCAUAGUGCUGGGAGCCUCGGGUGACCUGGCCAAGAAGAAGAUCUACCCCACGCUCUGGUGGCUGUUCAGGGAUGGAUUACUCCCGGAGGAUACGCACGUGGUGGGGUUUGCCCGUUCUGCUCUCACCAUGCAGGGCCUCCGCAACCAAGUGCAGCCCUACCUGAAGGCGACGGAGGGCGAGUUGGACAAGUUAGACCGCUUCUUCAGCUGGCACUCCUACCUGCAGGGCAAGUACAACGAGAGGGCCAGCUUCCAGCAGCUGGACCGCCACAUCACCUCCCUCCAGCAUGGCGCCCGGGCCAACCGCCUCUUCUACCUCGCCCUACCGCCCAGCGUCUACGAGGACGUCACCCGCAACAUCAAGGAGGCCUGCAUGGGCAAGGAGGGCUGGAACCGUGUGAUCGUGGAGAAGCCGUUUGGGAAGGACUUGGAGAGCUCGAACAAGCUGGCUGCCCACCUCUCUUCCCUCUUCAAGGAGGAGCAAAUCUACCGCAUUGAUCACUACCUGGGCAAGGAGAUGGUGCAGAACCUGAUGGUCAUCAGGUUCGCCAACCGGAUCUUCGGACCUGUGUGGAACAGGGACAACAUCGCCUCCGUCGUGCUGACCUUCAAGGAGCCGUUCGGGACGGAAGGCAGAGGGGGCUACUUUGACGAGUUUGGGAUCAUCCGGGACGUGAUGCAGAAUCACAUGAUGCAGAUGCUGUGUCUGGUUGCCAUGGAGAAGCCGGCCUCCACCAACUCUGAUGAUGUCCGCGAUGAGAAGGUGAAGGUACUUAAGAACAUCUCGGAGAUCCAGAUGGAAAACGUGGUGGUCGGGCAGUACGUGGGGAAUCCUAACGGAGAGGGUGAGGCAAAGAAGGGUUACCUCGAUGACCCCACCGUGCCAGUGGGCUCCACCACGCCCACCUUUGCCACCGUGGUGCUCUACAUCCAGAACGAGCGUUGGGAUGGAGUCCCCUUCGUGAUGCGCUGCGGGAAGGCGCUGAACGAGAGGAAGGCAGAGGUUCGCCUCCAGUUCCGGGAUGUGCCGGGCGAUAUCUUCCAGCAACAGUCCAAACGCAACGAGCUGGUCAUCCGCGUCCAGCCCAACGAGGCCAUCUACACCAAACUGAUGACCAAGAAGCCCGGAAUGUUCUUCAACCCUGAGGAGACCGAGCUGGACCUCACCUAUGGCAGCCGCUACAAGGAUGUGAAGCUGCCUGAUGCCUACGAGCGCCUGAUUCUGGAUGUGUUCUGUGGCAGUCAAAUGCACUUUGUCCGGAGUGACGAGCUCCAAGAAGCCUGGAGAAUAUUCACACCCCUUCUUCACAAGCUGGAGUCUUCCAAAAUUCGCCCCGUUCCCUACGUGUACGGCAGCCGCGGACCCCCAGAGGCCGAUGAGAUGAUGAAGAAGGUGGGCUUUCGUUACGAGGGCACCUACAAGUGGGUGAGCCCCAACAGACUGUGAGCCCGGCGGCCGGGUGGAAAUGGAGAGAGGGGGAGUGGAUGGAGACAGAGCGUGACACACACACACCCCCACCCACCCACCCACCACUGACACUCUACCCUUCCACAACCUCCACACCACUACCUCCCACCCCUCCCCACACCAGUUCCAUCGCACCUCCUGGAAGAACAGAGGACCUCUCUCAGAAUGAUUCCGGCCGGAAUGUACGGAGCGUCAGGACAAAACUCUGUCACUCACAAAGCCAGCGUUGCCCUUCGACCCUGAUGAAUGUACUGUCUCCUUUCGUUACUUGUAUCCACAGAGAGUGCUAGAGCUUAAGUUAUUGCUGUCUUGUCGUUGCUUGCUUAAGAGGGUGGUGAAACUUCACGGAUUGCCUGUGCUGCUGGCUGGGUGGGUUGUUUUCAGGGUCUCUUCACUGCUGUGGCUUGUCGGUGUGAAAGAACUCACGAGGACACUCCCUCCCUCUCACCCUCCUCGUCCAGAAAUCACUGCACUUCCUGGUCACCCUGCACAGAACGUGUUCGGGGUUCCGGUGGAGACAGAUAUACUGGGAGUGUGUGAUGGGACAGUGGGAGUAUGUGAUGGGACAGUGUGGAGGGAGUUUCACUCUGUGUCUGACCCCGGGAGUGUGUGAUGGGACGGUGUGGAGGGAGCUUCACUCUGUGUCUGACCCCGGGAGUGUGUGAUGGGACAGUGAGGAGGGAGCUUCACUCUGUGUCUGACCCUGGGAGUAUGUGAUGGGACAGUGUGGAGGGAGUUUCACUCUGUGUCUGACCCCGGGAGUGUGUGAUGGGACGGUGUAGAGGGAGAUUCACCCUCUGUCUGACCCCGGGGUUGUGUGAUGGGACAGUGAGGAGGGAGCUUCACUCUGUGUCUGACCAUGGGAUUUUGUGAUGGGAAUUUCACAGAGGGAAAGGGUACUUCAUUCUAUGUCUGACCUUGGAAGUUUGUGGUGGGACAGUGUGAAGGGAACCUCACUCUGUUUUUGUCCUUUUCUCCGGAGGCAGUAUACAUUUUAAAGGUUUUAAAAACUAGUAAAUUAGAAUUUUAUAAAGACUGCUUAUUAACAACUUUAUUAAAAUGCUGAAGAAGGAAAACUUUUUAACCGAUACAAUGUGGGAGAAACCCUUCAGUAUCGAAUCGCCUUUGCCGCAGCCCCUCCCUCGUUGCCCCCGUCUCCUCUGGUGUCAUUUUGCCUCCUCAGCCUGAGGCGAGGUUCCAGUUUGGAUGAAGAAGGAGCCCAUUUUAUAUCCCCCAGAACCUGGUACUUGAGGGGGACCAGUCAGGCCGCGGGACUCGGCUGCACCUUCUUGCCUCCCGGCUGAGACAUGGUUCACGGACAGAGGCAACUCGCUUUGCGGCUGAACCACGUACAUCACCGUUACCUGCCCUCAAAGCUUUGUGCCUGAGUGUACUCUAAACAUUCCUACUUCCCACACUUCAGUCUUAAUACCAACUGUCUUUAAGCUGCAUACUCUUGUAUGCACUGAGGAGGAUUGAAAUGUGACUUGCACUCCCCUCUUCUCCAGCUAAUUCGUACUCUAAAGAGAGAGAGAGAGAGCCCCAACUGACUUGUGCUUCAUUAGUUAUUGUGGGUCUGAUGUAAUGAGUCAUUUUGCUGGUUGAAGGGGGAAGAGAGAGAUCGAAGGGAGGGUCACAGUUUGGAUCGGGAUCAUUUUUGUAAUUGCUGUUGUAUAUUUCAGUUUAUUUAGUAAAAACCUGUUAGUUAUUUGUGCUUUUUCUUAA
Molecule: messenger RNA, 3462 nt
Organism: Mobula hypostoma (lesser devil ray)
Lineage: Eukaryota; Metazoa; Chordata; Chondrichthyes; Myliobatiformes; Myliobatidae
Gene: g6pd
Product: glucose-6-phosphate dehydrogenase
Exons: 13
Coding region: 157-1716 (519 amino acids)
Biological process (GO): pentose-phosphate shunt, oxidative branch; glucose metabolic process
Cellular component (GO): cytosol
Molecular function (GO): NADP binding; glucose-6-phosphate dehydrogenase activity
Source: RefSeq, a predicted model, not a curated record